ACAAAAUAUUUUAUUCAUUGUAUAUUUAGCAACUGGUCGCAGUAGUGUCUAAGCUUUGUCACUUAUUUUGUAUCUUCACAUUGAUAACAUUUAAAAAUCGUGAGCAUUUCUUGACCUUUAAAAGACAUCCAUAUGUCAGAGUUGAAUACACAUACAUUAGAACACACAGAAGAGUAUAUUUGAUUCAACAAACAAAUUCACAAUGUCGUCUAAUUCACACUAUAAUUUCAUCGUUCUCUGUUGUUUUAUAAUAUCAGUGUUUGGAAAAAAUUGCUUUUGGAAUUCUCAAUGUGCCUUUAACCAUUUCUCAAGCAAAACCCCUUAUAAUUGUAUCAGAGGAGACCUGAGAGAUUCAUUCGUGAAGGUUAAAGGUUGUGAACCAGUAAGUAUAUGGGGAAUAUAUCGCCAUGGAAAAAGAGAACCGGGCGCUAAAUUCGCAGAAAGCAUGAAGCAGGCUUUACCUAUAAGGAAUUAUAUCACAACAAGUUACAAAAAAGGACGUAGUUCUCUUUGUGCUCAGGAUGUUGAAAAUUUACAGAACUGGCAAUUAAAUCAAAACACUUUAAACGGUAAAAGUGAUCUGACAGAAGAAGGCCGCCAAGAAAUGCUUGGGCUUAGCAAGCGCCUUAAAGAAGUGUUUCCAGAUUUAUUGAGUGAACUUCGCAAUGGAGAUUAUUCUUUUAGAUCUGCUUCAGGUUCUUGGAUAGAAAAAAGUAUUCAACAUUUCGUAAAGGGCUUAGGAGACGACUUAACAAUAGAAAAAGUAAAAGCAGGUGCAGAUGUGAUGGCUCCAUAUGCAACAUGUGGUUCCUACCAGAAAGAUGUGCAGCGAAAUCCUAAUAUUUAUGUUGAAGCUGCGAAGUAUAUGCAGAAUUCAGAAUAUUUAGCAACCAAAGACAGAAUACAGAGACGUACUGGCAUUGAUUAUAUGCUCACCGAUGAUAAUAUAACAGCUUUAUACGAUUUGUGUCGAUACACGUGGUCUGCAGUUGACAAUAAAUUCAGUCCCUGGUGUGCUGUUUUUACCAAAGAUGAUUUAGAAGUCCUCGAAUAUAUUCAAGAUCUGAAACAUUACUAUAGGAAUGGUUAUGGUACGUCAGUCAACGAACUUUUUGGGAGAGUGCCAUUAGCAAACCUGUUAGAGAGUUUCGAAAGCGCCAAAAAAGGACAUGGAAAGAAAAUUGUAACUUACGUUACUCACGCUACUAUGUUAGAUCAAAUAUAUACAGCUUUAGGACUUUUUAAGGAUAGCGCCAAGUUGAAUGGCUUAAAUAGGGAUCGUGAAAGAAAAUGGAGAUCUAGCAAGAUAUCAGUGUUCUCUGCCAAUUUGAUAGCUGUUUUAAACAGAUGUACAGACAAUUCAGAAGACUAUAACGUGGUGUUCUACUUAAACGAAGAGCCAAUGAGAUCGAUAUGCGAGGAGGGUGUUUGUUCCUGGCGAGAAUUCGAGAAUAAAUUGCGGCCAUUUAUUAACACAACUAUCGACUUUUGCGAGUUUCGAAGUGAGCCUUAUUAGUACUGAAAUCAUUUUUUUGUCGUAUCUAUAAUAAUAUUUUUAAACAUUGAAUACUUAAUAAUGAACGAAUAUCGUCGAUUCUUUUAAAAUAUAUUCUUUGUAUUUUUUUUAUUGAAUCAUAUAAAUAUCUUAUUGUAUAAUAA
This is a messenger RNA of Danaus plexippus (monarch butterfly), 1659 nucleotides long. RefSeq names its product multiple inositol polyphosphate phosphatase 1-like. Bases 203 to 1516 code for a protein of 437 amino acids. The record is from RefSeq and is a predicted model, not a curated record. Gene Ontology annotation, molecular function: inositol phosphate phosphatase activity; acid phosphatase activity. The transcript has 5 exons. Lineage: Eukaryota; Metazoa; Arthropoda; Insecta; Lepidoptera; Nymphalidae.